UACUGCAACUAUCGACCGUAUCAAGGUAUACUGUACAAGGACGUUGAGGCCGCAUUCAACCAACUGUGCGUGAUACGCGACAGUGACACGGGCCGAUCAUUGCAAUUCCGGGAUCCGCAAGAAAAAACCACAGAUCCAACCAAGAUCCCACCGGAAUAUUUGUUCACGUAUCUACAAACCAUUGGUGAGCCUAUCGCGGAAGCCGAAUUGAUCGAAUUUCUAUCCACCUUAUUGGGUAACUUUCCCGAAGGCGGAAAACCCGAAGCGGUUGAAGCGGUUAAUGAAGAAGAACUCACGAAUGCUCUUGACGCCUUUUUACCGUCAUUUUUGAAUGCUGAAACAUUUAUUCAGCAAAUACUUGGAAUGCAACCUUGUGAGCUGGAAGUACCAGAACUGAACCCACUCGAUUCGGACAAAUUGCGUUUAUGUCAUUCAACAUCCUCAAGAGACGAUGACCGUUCGUCAACAAAAACUGUUGUAGGCGGAUCUUCCCCAUUAAGAGCCGCGGUGCGACGAAUCCAACUAGGUCGUAUAGACUAUAGACCGACAAUGGCAGCCCUCGCCAGCUGGGGCUCAUCUCGCGUAGCCGAAGUUGGAAGAUGA
Echinostoma caproni is the source of this 603-nucleotide messenger RNA. The record is from the annotation of a GenBank genome assembly. Lineage: Eukaryota; Metazoa; Platyhelminthes; Trematoda; Plagiorchiida; Echinostomatidae.